This is a messenger RNA of Neofelis nebulosa (Clouded leopard), 3239 nucleotides long. RefSeq names its product rhophilin Rho GTPase binding protein 2 (gene RHPN2). The record is from RefSeq and is a predicted model, not a curated record. Gene Ontology annotation, molecular function: protein binding. Bases 68 to 2134 code for a protein of 688 amino acids. Lineage: Eukaryota; Metazoa; Chordata; Mammalia; Carnivora; Felidae. The transcript has 15 exons. Gene Ontology annotation, biological process: signal transduction; negative regulation of stress fiber assembly.
GGCGCUCUCCCAGACCGACGCGCUGCGGUGCCUCACUCAGUCUUCGCUCCGCGCCCGCGCCGCCAGCAUGACCGACGCGCUGCUGCCCGCGGCCCCCCAACCGCUGGAAAAGGAGGGCGACUGCUACUUUCGGAAGGGUUGCAAUCCCCUUGCACAAACUGGCCGAAGCAAACUGCAGAAUCAAAGGGCUGCCUUGAACCAGCAGAUCCUGAAAGCCGUGAGGAUGAGAACAGGAGCAGAAAACCUUCUGAAAGCAGCUACGAACCACAAGGUGCGGGAGCAGGUGCGCCUGGAACUGAGCUUCGUGAACUCAGAUCUACAGAUGCUCAAGGAAGAGCUGGAGGGGCUCAACAUCUCAGUGGGAGUCUAUCAGAGCACAGAGGAGGCAUUUACCAUCCCCCUGAUUCCGCUUGGUCUGAAGGAAACCAAGGAUGUUGACUUCUCAGUCGUUCUCAAGGAUUUUAUCCUGGAGCAUUACAGUGAGGACAGCUACCUCUAUGAAGACGAAAUAGCAGAUCUGAUGGACCUGAGACAGGCCUGCCGGACGCCCAGCCGGGAUGAGGCCGGUGUCGAACUGCUGAUGAGUUACUUCAUCCAGCUGGGAUUUGUGGAGAGCCGAUUCUUCCCGCCCACCCGACAGAUGGGGCUCUUGUUUACGUGGUAUGACUCCCUCACCGGGGUGCCAGUUAGCCAGCAGAACCUGCUACUGGAGAAAGCCAGCAUUCUGUUUAACAUCGGAGCCCUCUACACACAGAUUGGGACCCGGUGCGAUCGACAGACGCAGGCUGGGCUGGAGAGUGCGGUGGACGCCUUUCAGAGAGCAGCAGGGGUUUUAAAUCAUCUGAAAGAGACGUUCACUCAUACUCCGAGUUAUGACAUGAGUCCUGCCAUGCUCAGUGUGCUGGUCAAAAUGAUGCUUGCACAAGCCCAGGAAAAUGUGUUUGAGAAAAUCUGCCUUCCUGGGAUCCGGAACGAGUUCUUCAUGCUGGUGAAAGUGGCUCAGGAGGCUGCCAAGGUCGGGGAAGUCUAUCGGCAGCUGCAUGCGGCCAUGAGCCAGGCACCGGUGAAGGAGAACAUCCCCUACUCCUGGGCCAGCCUGGCCUGUGUGAAGGCCCACCACUACGGAGCCCUGGCCCACUACUUUGUAGCCACGCUUCUCAUUGAUCACCAGUUGAAGCCUGGCGCAGACGAGGACCAUCAGGAGAAGUGCCUGUCCCAGCUCUAUGACCACAUGCCGGAGGGACUGACGCCCUUGGCCACGCUGAAGAACGGUCACCAGCGCCGACUGCUGGGCAAGUCCCACCUGCGCAGAGCCAUUGCCCACCACGAAGAGUCUGUGAGGGAGGCCAGCUUGUGCAAGAAACUUCGCCACAUUGACGUGCUCCAGGAGGUGCUGUCCGCAGCACACCAGCGCUCCCGGCUCAAGUACACUCAGCACCAAGAGGACGAUGAGCUGCUGAACUUGAUGGAUGCCCCUGACAUUAUCUCUAAGACUGAGCAAGAGGUUGAAAUUAUAUUGCCACAGUUCUCCAAGGUGACAGCAACAGACUUCUUCCAAAAGCUGGGCCCCCUGUCGGUGUUUUCGGCGAACAAGAAAUGGACACCUCCUCGCAGCAUUCACUUCACUGCAGAAGAAGGGGAUUUGGGGUUCACCUUGAGAGGAAACUCCCCAGUUCAAGUCCACUUCCUGGACCCUUACUGCUCUGCUGCGCUGGCAGGAGCCAAGGAAGGGGAUUAUAUUGUGUCCAUUCGAGACGUGGAUUGCAAGUGGCUGACGGUGAGCGAGGUCAUGAAACUGUUGAAGGGCAAGGGCAAGGGCAAGGACGACGUGGAGAUGAAGGUCGUGAGCUUCCUGGACUUCACCUCGUCCAUGCAUAAUAAGUGUGCGACGUACUCUGUGGGCAUGCAGAAAACCUACUCUAUGAUCUGCUUAGCCAUAGACGAUGAUGACAAAACUGAUAAAACCAAGAAAAUCUCGAAGAAGCUUUCUUUUUUGAGUUGGGGCACCAACAAGAACAGACAGAAGUCAGCCAGCACCUUGUGCCUCCCGUCGGUUGGGGUUGCGAGGCCUCAGGUCAAGAAGAAGCUCCCCUCGCCCUUCAGCCUUCUCAACUCGGAUAGUUCUCUGUACUAACGUGAGCAAACAGAAACGUUCAGGCUCCUAACGCCAACGUCUCUGGUGCUGACCAUGCCUUCCUAUUUGUGCCACAAUAGAAAGUGUCUCAAUAUUCGCAAAUCUCCUUUUCUCACUGGGUAAACUUACAACUGGUAGGUCUUCGUGAAUGCAAGUCACAAGAAACCUCUAGAAAUUUCGGGGGGGGGGGGGUCACCGUAUUGCUGCAAGUUAUUUAUUAUAUAAAGUAUUGUAAAUAGAACAGCGUUGAAAGUACGGCUAUUUUUAAUGGCUACAGUUACAGCUUAUUGUUACUAUCUGAAUUAAAGGGGGUUACCUCUGUUGCUGUCCUACUUGUCAUCGUGUCCAGGCUUAGGUAACAGAUCAUUCCUUAACUCAGAAUUCAGAUGACCCCCCCCCCAAUUAAGGCAGGUCAAGGGAUUAUAACGAUUGACUAAGGUAAUAUAACUCAGAAGUAUUCCAAACAACUGCUUCCUAAGGGGAAUUUGUGAAUCUGAAACGACAAGAUUUUAUGAUUAUUUCUACGUAAUAUGAAUGCUGUUUCCAGAUAAAGUCUAGUGCCAAAUUUGUCACAACUUACUAGACAAAAACAAACCACACAAUCUGGGAGCAUUGUUGCUUCUGGUUUGAUGUCAUUAACCAGCUGCUAACACAGUAGCAGUGUUAGACGGGGAUGCUAUCUACAAGGUAGACGAUAUACUGUUUGAUACUCAAAACAUUUUUCUGUUUGUUUAAAGUAGGAAGUACAUAAUUGUAUAUUUUAAGAGUCUAAGAUGGGUUGGAAACAUUUUAUCAGGUAAAGGUGUAAAUGAUUCUAGUUUAAAUCUCUGUUUGACUUGUUUUUACCCGUCUAUCUCUCUUGCUCACAAGUUGGAUGACACCGUGAUUCUAGUAAGAUUCACGGUUGACAUAGUUUAAGUUCUAUAGCUUAAAAAAAAAAAAAAAAAAGCAUUGAAAUCUAUUUUUGAGAAUUAAUAAGAACUUAAAUAUUUUCUAGUGUGCAAUAUCAAAAGGGAAGCAACCACAUUUGGGAAAGUGUAUCUGUCCACUGCUGUUAGGGCCAUUUUUGUAUAAAUAUUUAAAUAAACACAUUCAUUUGCCUGAA